Molecule: messenger RNA, 2664 nt
Organism: Chrysemys picta bellii (western painted turtle)
Lineage: Eukaryota; Metazoa; Chordata; Testudines; Emydidae
Gene: WFIKKN2
Product: WAP, follistatin/kazal, immunoglobulin, kunitz and netrin domain containing 2
Biological process (GO): transforming growth factor beta receptor signaling pathway
Cellular component (GO): extracellular region
Molecular function (GO): serine-type endopeptidase inhibitor activity; transforming growth factor beta binding; receptor antagonist activity
Source: RefSeq, a predicted model, not a curated record
UUCCUUUGGUGUACAGAAAUCCCUCUGAUUGUGGCUUCAUAUUAUUUAGACAAGCACUCUUUCAGUAGUAAAUGCCAUUCCUAGCGUAGGGAAGUACUUUAGGUCUAAAGGGGUUAAGAAGGCCUCCUUGCAUUCAGAAACAUGCAGGGGUCCCACCGUGCCAGUUCCAGCCUUUUAAACUCUUUCCAGCUUUUUUUUCUUGCAACAAAUCUGCCUGACUGCCACCAGGACAUAGGAAACGUGUGCCUGUCAAAGAAAUCAAGUUUACCUUUUCCGACUUGUUAAACGGAGGCAGGGUAUAAAUAUCGCUAACUCUGUACGGACUAUUAGCAUUUCUCUUAAAAUAAGGGGGUUACUUCCUAAGACCUUUAAUCCAGUGCGGUCUAGACCAGACUGCACUACCAACAAAGACAGGAAGGAAACCUGCAGAAGUUUGAUAGAGGGCAGGUGGAUUUGGACUUCUUUGAAAAUAUAAGGCACACACAAAAAAACCCAAACCCAACCGAAUUGUUGACGUUUCUUGGAGAAGUUCUGAGAUGUUGUUGGUAUUAUUCACUCGGUGGAUGUGGAUCUUGCUGGGGAAGACCACUGUCCUGUUGCUUCUGGAGGUCCCUCUAGAGGGUAACGCUUUACCUCCAAUACGGUAUUCUCACGCUGGGAUAUGUCCAAAUGAGAUGAACCCCAACCUGUGGGUAGAUGCACAGAGCACCUGCAAGAGAGAGUGUGAUACAGACCUGGAAUGUGAGACCUUUGAGAAGUGCUGUCCUAAUGUCUGUGGGACAAAGAGUUGCGUGGCAGCUCGGUACAUGGACAUCAAGGGAAAGAAAGGACCCAUCGGGAUGCCUAAAGAGGCAACUUGUGACCGUUUCAUGUGUAUCCAGCAAGGCUCAGAGUGUGAUAUCUGGGAUGGACAGCCUGUUUGCAAAUGCAAAGAUAGGUGUGAAAAAGAGCCCAGCUUUACCUGUGCCUCCGAUGGACUCACCUAUUACAACAAGUGUUAUAUGGAUGCAGAAGCUUGCACCAAAGGCAUUACUCUAAAUGUAGUCACUUGUCGGUACCAUCUCACCUGGCCAAAUACCAGCCCUAUCCCACCAGAGACUACAGUGCGCCCUACCACAGCUUAUUCAGAGACAACCAUCGUUGAUAUCCUGCCACCCGCUCUAGUUAACAAUCCAGUCCAUCAGUCAGUCUAUGUGGGAGAGACUGUUAGCUUUCUUUGUGAUGUCACAGGCAGACCCAAACCAGAAAUUACUUGGGAGAAGCAAAUAGACGGUAAGGAAAAAAUCAUUAUGAGGCCGAAUCACGUCAGGGGGAAUGUCGUGGUUACCAACAUUGCCCAGCUGGUUAUCUAUAACACCCAGCUGCAAGAUGCAGGCAUUUACACAUGCACUGCAAAAAACAUCGGCGGUCUUCUCAGGGUUGAUUUCCCAUUGUCAGUUGUCAAAGGAGAACCUGCAUCAAAAGAAGCAUCCCAAAACAAAACCCAUUUCCCAACCGAUGAGUGUCUGAAGCAGCCAGACAGCGAAGACUGUGGGGAAGAGCAGACGAGGUGGUAUUAUGAUGCAAAGAAAAACAACUGCUUUACAUUCAUUUAUGGGAACUGUAAUAGCAACCUGAACCACUUUGAGACCUAUGAGAACUGUAUGUUAACAUGUAUGAAUGGCCCAAUCAACAUCUGCAACCUGCCAGCCCUUCAGGGUCAUUGCAAAGCCUAUGAGCCCAGAUGGGCGUACAACAGUUUGACAAAGCAAUGCCAAUCUUUCAUUUAUGGUGGCUGCGGAGGCAAUGAGAAUAACUUUGAGAGCAAAGAGGCCUGCGAAGAGAUGUGCCCUUUCCCUAAAAACACUCACUGCAAAGCCUGCAAGCCUCGCCAAAAGCUGGUGACGAGCUUCUGCAAAAGCGACUUUGUUAUCCUGGGCCGUAUAACGGAACUAACCGAAGACCAAGACUCGGGACACGCGUUGGUGACAGUGGAGGAGAUUCUAAAAGAUGAAAAAAUGGGAUUAAAAUUCCUGGGGAAGGAACCUCUAGAAAUCACCCUUUUAAAUAUGGACUGGAGCUGUCCAUGCCCCAAUAUGACCACGGUGGAUGGUCAGCUUAUCAUCAUGGGUGAUGUCCACAAUGGGAUGGCCGUCCUGCAGCCAGACAGCUUUGUGGGCAUCUCCAGUGUCCGGCGUGUACGGAAGCUCCGUGAAGUCAUCCACAAGAAAACCUGUGAGCUUCUGAAAGAAUUUUUAGGACUACACUAACCUUACUCACGUGUGUCAGCCUUUCAGCUCUGUGUAUUGUAUAAGGCUAACAAAAGCAAGGCUAGUGUGGAAACUAAAGACAAGCUACUGUCUAAAGAUACAAUGUAUGUAAUAUGCAGAACCCUUAUUUUAAUCUAUUAAUGAUGCUUAGAAACAAUGUAGUAUGCUCUUUGGCAAGCACAUAAAAUAUCAAUGGAUGGCUAUUAAUCUUACUUUGAAAUCAACCUGUUUGUAUAGAAUUGCCAUUUAGCUAGCUGAUUUAUGCAAUAAUUAUAUAAUUCUUGUGUAGUUUCCAACAUAAAUGACCAAAUUCGUAGCAUUUUUGUAGCUAAUUGAUACAUAGCUAAAUUGCACAUACUGUCGAUUUAAUCUGUUUCACUUACAGCAUGGAAAUGUUAUGGUAAAUCAUUAAAAA